GCCGAUGUGGUAUGUUCACGCUGCACCGGUUUCCUGCAUCACCUGAUUUGCGGCGUCAAUGGAUAGCUGCUGUGAACCGGAAAGAUUUUACAGUGUCCUCGUGGUCGCGAGUUUGCUCACGACAUUUCGUUGGCGGAAGAAAGACUGACGAGAACGCUGUGCCCGCGCUGCAUUUGGGCUACGACAGAAAAGUGGUUUUGGGAUGGCGUCGUCUGGUGAGGCACGAAUACAUCCCGCCAGCUAAGAAGGCGAAGUGCAUGCCCAGCGACGAGAGCACAAGAACUUCUGACGAUCGGCCCUUAGAUUCUGGCUUCGAAGCCUGCGCACAUAAGGAGCCAUCUGAGGGAGCACAGGCAGACAGCGAAUGCUUUGAGGACACAGACGCUUCCACUGAGCCAUCUGAGGGAGCACAAGCAGACAGCGAAUGCUUUGAGGACACAGACGCUUCUACUGAGCCAUCUGAGGGAGCACAAGCAGACAGCGAAUGUUUUGAGGACACAGACGCUUCUACUGAGCCAUCUGAGGGAGCACAAGCAGACAGCGAAUGGUUUGAGGACACAGACGCUUCUACUGAGCCAUCUGAGGGAGCACCAGCAGACAGUGAACGCUUUGAGGACACACAAACUUCCAUUGUGCUACCCGAGGGAGCACAAGAAGACUGUCAGCAGUUUCAAGAUGCACACUUUUCCACAGUCUCGACAAAAGACAAGUCAACACAGUGGGAGCAAAUUGGCCACAAUGACCACACCUAUUCCCAAUCUGGGCUGCAAUACAGUUUAGGAAAGCAGCAAGGCUUGUCAUCAAGCUUGACAAAAGAAGACUGUGAAUUCUAUACAGGAAUCUCAAAACCCGUCUUUGACAGCUUAGUCAAAGCUGUAAAAAUUGAAAGCAGCAAGAAAUUCCUAAGACUCUCAGUCGAGGACCAACUGCUACUGAUCUUAAUGAGAAUGCGUCUUGGCCUGCUUUACGGACACUUGUCAAGAAUAUUUGGAAUUUCCGUUUCAUACGUGCACAAGCUGUUCAUGCACACCCUGUCUGUGUUGCAGAAGGUUAUGAAGACAGUUGUGGUGUGGCUGCCACGAUCACUAAUCAGAAAUAGCAUGCCAGAAUCUUUUGCUGAGAAUGGUUAUGAGAAAACAACCUGCAUCAAAGACUGCUCCGAGGUCUUCCUUCAGCGGCCUAAGAAGCUGCUUGCUAGUCAAACCUACAGCAGCUAUAAAGCGCACAAUACAGUGAAGUUCCUUACUGCCAUUGCACCGAAUGGCUAUGUGAUGUUUGUGUCUCGUGCAUAUGGUGGAAGAGCUUCGGACCAAUAUAUAAUGGGUCACUGUGGCGUGGAAGACUUCCUAGGCUCAGGUGAUGAAGUGAUGGCCGACCGAGGUUUUGUGCUGAGCCAAUAUCUUGACGUUCAAGGCGUCAAACUCAAUGUGCCUUCUUUCGCAAGAGGUAAGCGUUAAACUUACCUCUCUUGUUUUCCAAACUUCACUAAUCUGUUUGUUUUACCUGCUGUUUCUUUACAGGUAAAUCCCAGCUCAGUGAAAGUGAAGUAACUCAAACAAGGAGAAUUGCGUCUGUGCGCAUACACGUUGAAAGGACCAUAAACAGAAUGAAGACAUUUAGAAUAUUCAAGCAAGCCCUGCCAAUACGAUCAAAG
This is a messenger RNA of Dermacentor silvarum, 1654 nucleotides long. RefSeq lists its product as uncharacterized. NCBI's taxonomy places the organism in Eukaryota, Metazoa, Arthropoda, Arachnida, Ixodida, Ixodidae. The record is from RefSeq and is a predicted model, not a curated record.